GUCAUUUCAUUUUUGGAAGAAAAAAAAAAUUCAUAAGGCAACUCCGACGGCGAUAUCUGAUGCCCUAGACGCCGUCACUCUUUUCCCUUCCACCGCCUGCUGCCUAAUCAUCUGACGUCGUCUCCGUCUUCGAGCUCAUCAGAUAUGGCUUCUUCAAGUGAGAAAAAGAAGUAUCCUUUGCGACUUUAUGAAAAAGGGAAAACACCUAUUCAGAAAAAGAGCAUGAAUCACAACUGCCACUUGAGCAAUUUGACAAUGGUGAAAGAAGCAAUUGGACAAGAUGUGUGGAAUGACAUACGGGAUUCAUCGGUUGGAGUGAUUAUUAAGCUUCAUCAAAUGGAUGAUUACAUUUGGUGUGCCAAGACCGUCCACUACUUCUUAACGAACCAGCUAGCAAUUAAGAAGAAUCAUGAGAUAUGGUCAUUGAUUGAUGGUCAACCAAUUAGGUUUUCUUUGUAUGAAUUUGCAGAUAUUACCGGUCUGAAAUCCGAUCCAUUUGACGGUCAAGACAAAUGUGAUGUUGAUCAUAAAGAGUUUUGGGGUGAGCUGGCUGUUUCUCCAGAGCAAGGACCUUCUUUAAACGAACUGAAAAUGGUGUUGGCGAGAUGCAGGGACUGGAGUUUUGCUAAGAGAAGAAUGUUUGGUUUGUUGUGUGUUUUGUCCAUUGGGAUAUUUGGCAUUUCUCCAAAUAGUAGAAUCCCUUUGGCAUGUGCCAAACAAGUAAUGGAUCCAGACGCCUUCGAUAGGUAUCCUUGGGGUCGGUUUGCAUUUAAAAGCCUGAUGGAUUCGAUUAAAGUGGUCACUUUUGGAGCAAAGAAUACCUACAUAAUUCGAGGGUGUGUUCAUGCCUUGCUCAUAUGGGCUUAUGAGUCAGUACCUGCUUUAGGAAAGCUGUAUGGGAACAAGAAAGAAGGGCAAGAAGUUCCUCUGGUUUCAUGGGGUGGAUCCCGUAGGCGAUUCAAUUUUGAGGACUUGUUUGCAGAGGAGAAAAAAACUUACGAUAAGGUGCGUGUUAGGCAUUUAAUUGUAAAGCCAGAAGAAGAGAUAUAUCCUAAGUGGAUUGAGGAUGAGGACGAUCAAGAUUUGGACAACUUGAUCAAGGAUAUCAUUCAUGAUCGUUUGGAGAUAAAUGCUUGGGAUGCCGUUGUUGCGAAAGAUCCAGUUACCAAUAUGAGGAAAAGGAAAAUACAUGUCAACCAGAGUGACGAAGAUAAUGGAGCCGAGACGUAUACACAGAAAAAUAAGAAACACUCAAGAACUUCAAAGAGAAAUUCCAAGGCCGUGGCUCCUGUUGAGGAACCAAAAUUUUACUGUCCAAUUUGUAUGUGUCCAUUGACUGAGGAGACGUCAACAAAGUGCGGUCACAUUUUCUGCAACAGUUGCAUAAAGAAAGCAAUUUCUCAUCAACCUAGUUGCCCUUCAUGUAGAAAACAUGUCACUGCUAGUGACCUGAUUAGGAUUUACCUUCCAACCACCGAAUGAGCAUGUUACAUAAACUUAACCAUGGUUAAUGGUCUUUAGGAACAAUGAAGAGAUGUUCAUCAGUUGUAGUUUGUUAUUGAAUGUUUUUCUGUAUUGUGAGAGAAUUAACUACCUUUCCUUCUAAUGGAUAUCAUUAAUUGGUGAUCUGUAACACUGUUCUUGUCUAGUGUUGUUGAGAUAUUUUUGGGAAGAUAAUGUUGAAUCUUAAGAAAUCAUCUUUACAUCA
Molecule: messenger RNA, 1708 nt
Organism: Eutrema salsugineum
Lineage: Eukaryota; Viridiplantae; Streptophyta; Magnoliopsida; Brassicales; Brassicaceae
Exons: 5
Coding region: 145-1482 (445 amino acids)
Source: RefSeq, a predicted model, not a curated record